Messenger RNA from Odobenus rosmarus divergens (Pacific walrus), 2007 nucleotides. It is a transcript of the gene PPP1R3C, whose product is annotated as protein phosphatase 1, regulatory subunit 3C. The transcript has 2 exons. Gene Ontology annotation, cellular component: protein phosphatase type 1 complex. Bases 659 to 1543 code for a protein of 294 amino acids. Gene Ontology annotation, biological process: regulation of glycogen biosynthetic process. NCBI's taxonomy places the organism in Eukaryota, Metazoa, Chordata, Mammalia, Carnivora, Odobenidae. Gene Ontology annotation, molecular function: protein phosphatase 1 binding; glycogen binding. The record is from RefSeq and is a predicted model, not a curated record.
AAGCUAAUCCUCUGACUUCAUUCUUUCCAGGUUUCUCACUCUCAAAACUGUUCCAUGAGAGUUUUAUUGAUAUUUUUUUUCCUUUUCAAGUGGAUUACCUUUCCAGACAAGUGUAAUCAAUUUAACAGCAAAAUCAGCAGAGCAUCCAGAGGGAGCACAGAGUCUGGAACCAUGGUUCUGGAACCUGUCUGGUCAUUAGAAUCACCUGGGAAGCCCCUGUCCCCAGCUCCCAGAGGUUCUGCCUCAGUGGCUUUAAGUCCCAGGAAUUGGCAUUAAAGAAGAAAGAAAACCAACUCUCCAGGCCAUUGUGACUAGACAGGUUUGAGAACCACUGGCUCAGAACAGAGCAAAUGGUUCUUAGAGCUGUAUUAGAGAUGAUCACAUCCAGCCCUUUUAUUUCUCAGAUGGGGAUACUGAGACCCCCAAGUGUCUUAAGCAGUUAACCCAUGGCCUUGUAGUCUGUCAGGGGCAUAGCGAGACACAGGAUGCAAAUCUGAUUGUCUAAUACUGUUUUCUUUUACUACAUAUGAAAACACAUCCCUGAUGCUUACUGUGCUAGUUAUAGUUACGUCAAUACAAAAAUAGUACAUGUAUAUUUGGAACCUGGGGAAGAGCAUUCCAGGUCCAGGUGAUAACCCCUCUUCUUUUGUAUUCCAGAAUGAUCCAGGUUUUAGAUCCGAGGCCUUUGACAAGUUCAGUCAUGCCAGUGGAUGUGGCCAUGAGGCUCUGCUUGGCUCAUUCGCCACCUCUGAAGAGUUUCCUGGGCCCUUAUGAUGAUCUCCAACGAAGAAAUUUUGUGAACAAAUUAAAGCCUCUGAAACCGUGUCUCAAUAUAAAACAGGAAGCCAAAUCACCGAAUGAGUGGAAGCAUUCACACGACCAAGCCAAGAAGCGGGUUGUGUUUGCUGACUCCAAGGGGCUCUCUCUCACCGCCAUCCACGUCUUCUCGGACCUCCCAGAAGAACCAGUGUGGGAUCCCCAGUUUGAUCUCUUGGACCUUAAUGAUAUCUCCUCUGCUGAUUACUUAAGUUUUCGGAACCACUUUCAGAAGAAUUUUGUCUGUCUGGAGAACUGCUCUUUGCAAGAGCGAACAUUGACUGGAACUGUGAAAGUGAAAAACAUGAGCUUUGAGAAGAAGGUUCAGAUUCGUAUCACUUUUGAUACCUGGAAAAGCUACACUGAUGUGGACUGUGUCUACCUGAAAAAUGUGUAUGGUGGCUCAGAUAGUGACACCUUCUCAUUUGCCAUUGACUUACCCUCUGUCAUUCCAACAGAGGAGAAAAUUGAGUUUUGCAUUUCUUACCAUGCUAAUGGGCAGGUCUUCUGGGACAACAACGAGGGUCAGAAUUACAGAAUUGUCCAUGUGCAAUGGAAACCUGACGGAGUGCAGACACAGACAGCAUCUCAGGACUGUGCAUUCCACCAGGUGCCCCCCAACACUGAGUCAGAGUCAUCCAUCUUUGGCAGUCCAAGGCUGGCCAGUGGGCUUUUCCCAGAAUGGCAGAGUUGGGGGAGAAUGGAGAACUUGGCCUCUUAUCGAUGAUUAAGUAACCUAGGGACUGGUUUUGAUCUGCCAUAUUUCCAAUGUAAUUCUAGGUCUGUAUUGCUCAAUAUUAGGAAGUUUUUGCUACUUUCCUUCAUUAGAUGUAGUUUUGAGCUUUUGAGACCUGGCUACAAAAAGAUAGCCACUUGAGAAUUUAUUGUUGAGGUCUAUACGAUGAUACUGCCCAAUUUUGCUUUGGAGGAUCAAGUAACAGCCUGGAACCCUAUUUUUGUAAAUAAUAAUAAUACUGUUUCAAGGCCCUUUCUCCUUCCCUCUCAAUUCACUAGCUUUCACGUUGGGCAAGGAAAGGUUGAGAAAGGACAGUUGAUGGUGAUGGCAAGCUGUUUUAAUGGUAUGAGGAAUGUCUGAAAAGUGCACACAAAGGGCUCCGCAGCUCAAGUUAGAGUAGGAGCGGUCUGAUACUUUGCUGUUGGUGAGAAAAUGUAAGGUUACUUUGUGUUUUU